Plasmopara halstedii is the source of this 804-nucleotide messenger RNA. RefSeq names its product protein phosphatase. Gene Ontology annotation, molecular function: protein serine/threonine phosphatase activity. The coding region runs from base 1 to 804 and encodes 267 amino acids. The transcript is spliced from 3 exons. The record is from RefSeq and is a predicted model, not a curated record. NCBI's taxonomy places the organism in Eukaryota, Oomycota, Peronosporomycetes, Peronosporales, Peronosporaceae. Gene Ontology annotation, biological process: protein dephosphorylation.
AUGGAGGAAAGACAAGCCCCAGACGUAGACAUUGUAAUGGUCCCGAUGCAUCCAAAUGUACCAGACACAACCUGCGUUGCUGUUUUUGAUGGACAUGGUGGACCGGCUGUCGCCGCGUGCAUUGCGGAAAAAAUUAUUGAAGCCGUCAUUUCAACCGAAGCUUUUCAAAAAGAUAAUCGGUCUCCGGAGUCGCUGGCUUUAGCUCUAUGUGAAGGGUUCUUGGUUGUGGACGAAAUGCUCAAGAAAGACCCAGAGUAUGCCACAUCUUGUGAUGAAGUGGGCUCAACAGGACUUUUUGCAAUUAUCACACCAAAGGAUAUUGUAUGCGCAAAUGUGGGUGAUUCGCGCUGCAUUAUGAGUAAUUCCAAGAUUCCAGAAGUACUACAGCUGUCGGUCGACCACAAACCGGACUUGGAAUUUGAAAAACAGCGCAUCCUAGCAGCAGGUGGUACAGUCUUCCGUGGCCGCGUCUGUGGUGGUGUAGCCGUCUCACGAAGCUUCGGCGAUCUGUGGUUUAAGCGCAAUGCUGAUUUGAAACCUCAUCAGCAACUUGUGACGGCGGAGCCCUCCGUACGUGUGCAGCGGCGCGACCCGGCAGACGAAUUUCUUGCCUUAUGCUGUGAUGGUAUUUAUGACGUUAUGAGCAAUGACCAACUGCGUAAAUUUAUUCGUAGCAAACUUAAAAAUGGCGUGAAGGACCCAAAGGAUAUUUCUGAAAUGCUACUGGAUGAGUGUCUGGCAAAGGGCAGUCGCGAUAACAUGAGCGCCAUCAUCGUGCUCUUUAAAGCCGCCUUACAGAAGUAA